Cucurbita pepo subsp. pepo (vegetable marrow) is the source of this 589-nucleotide messenger RNA. RefSeq names its product small ribosomal subunit protein eS27y. Gene Ontology annotation, biological process: translation. NCBI's taxonomy places the organism in Eukaryota, Viridiplantae, Streptophyta, Magnoliopsida, Cucurbitales, Cucurbitaceae. The record is from RefSeq and is a predicted model, not a curated record. Gene Ontology annotation, cellular component: ribosome. Gene Ontology annotation, molecular function: structural constituent of ribosome.
UUAGGGUUCUUGCUUCCUCCCUCUGCUGCGGUCGUGCGCUUCUCCCUAUAGGCCUUGCAGGAUUUUCUUCUUUCACCGGUUUUCGUUCCAGAUUUUUCCAACAUGGUUCUCCAAAACGAUAUUGAUUUGCUGAAUCCACCUGCUGAGCUUGAGAAGAGGAAACACAAGCUCAAGCGUCUUGUGCAGUCGCCCAAUUCCUUCUUCAUGGACGUUAAGUGCCAGGGAUGCUUCAACAUUACCACUGUCUUUAGCCACUCUCAAACUGUUGUGGUAUGCGGGAACUGCCAGACCGUCUUGUGCCAACCAACUGGAGGGCGUGCUAGACUCACCGAAGGGUGUUCUUUCAGGAGAAAGGGCGAUUGAUUGAUGAUGAAGAUGAUGAGGUUCCUUGUUUCUUUUUGAUGGAAGAAGACGCUGUCUCUGUUUUGAUCAUGGUAUAUUUAUUUUUCUUGUACGGUACCAGACUUGAUUGUGCUCUCACUCUCCUCAAUAGAUUAUAUUUGGCUUUUUAGAGUUAUGGUUUUGUUUAAAAGAAGAAUUUUAUGUACCGAACUGUUAGUUUCAUUUAGUAAAGCUUAGAUUUCUUUCA